AGGGGGCCUGACGCAGUAACCCAGCAGCAUCAGCAGUCCGAAAGAUGUUCGCAGGACAGGCGGGAGUGCGCAGUGGCACGAACGCGCACUCACCCACAGAGAACGAUUGCGAUUGGAAGCGAGGCAGACGGAUCGUGUGUUUUGUGUCGCUGCCGCGCAGUAUCUUUAAACGCAAGUGCUGAGGACUGCAACUACAGAGACCGGGGAAACUUUAUUACAAACACUUUUCCAGCUAACGGGAAUGACCGCUCCCAGAUUUUCCUGAACACUAGAGGGUAAUGGGCACAUACCAGAUGUUGAUCCGAUCAGAGUCCGUCUUCUGAAUCUGGCACAUAAAAACUCUGAGUCAUGACGGAAAAAGGUUGCGAUUUGUCCGUCGCUCCCGGGCAGGUGUACAUCGAGGUGGAGUAUGAUUACGAGUACAAGGCCAAAGACAGACUCAUCUCCAUUCGGCAGGGGGAAUGCUACAUGUUGGUUUGCAAAACCAACGAGGACUGGUGGCAGGUACGUAGAGAAGAGGGCACGAAGGCUUUUUACGUGCCAGCUCAGUAUGUUCGCGAAAUCAGGCGAGCCCUCAUGCCGCCGCCGCCCAAGCCUCGCAGUAAACCCCCCAACGUCCUGGAGAUCGGACAGUGCCGGACGUCGAGCGAAAACCUCAACCAACGCGCACCCACGGAAAUGGCCAGUUUUGGGCAUCCGCCUCCUUUGACAACACCUUCCCCGUUGCCAGGGCAACAGACCCCGCCUUUGAUGCUGCGGGACACCAAUCAGAACUCAGGAAUGAAGAGCGUUGUUGCUGAGCUAACUUUGCUUAACAACAACCAUCAUAACUAUCACCACGGCAACCGCACGUUGCCGCAAGGGCGAGCGGAGUCCCCACCGAGAGAGCAAGGAAAGCUCUCAGGCGGGUCGUCGGUGGAUACGGAUGGGAGCGUGUCACCAGGAGAUGGGCUGGAGAAGAUGAGAAAUGACUCAGAAUCUGGAGAUGAGCUCAGCAGCAGCUCUACCGAACACAUGCAGGUCAUAUCUCCCACCGGACAGGGCCGAUCAGAGUCCCCCGUCUACACCAACCUCCAGGAGCUAAAGAUCUCUCAGUCGUCUCUUCCACCUUUACCAUCUACCUCCCCAUUGCAUAUUCUGGGUGAGUGGGAGACACAUAAAGACUCAAGUGGAAGAAACUAUUAUUAUAACCGCAUGACUCAGGAGAGGACCUGGAAACCGCCCCGCUCACGAGACAACGGAGGCUGCCGCGGGGACAUGGAGCAUUUAUCAUCUGAGGAGAACUGCCCCAGCACUCACUCCAGUCAGUCAGACAGUCAGUACGGAUCGCCUCCUAGAGGCUGGUCUGAGGAACUCGAUGAACACGGUCACACACUCUACGUCUCUGAAUACACCAAUGAGAAGUGGAUUAAACAUGUGGAUGAGCAGGGCAGACCGUACUACUACAGCGCUGAUGGAUCCCGAUCUGAAUGGGAGUUACCAAAAUAUAAUCUCCCUUCUCCAAACUCCGGAGAUGCGCCUAAAAGUCAAAGUUUGGAGAGGAAACAACAGGAACCCAUUUUACUGACUAAGUGGAGACACAGCACUUAUGCGCUAGACCUCGGCGACAAGCUUCUUUUUAGAAAAAGAUGGUUCAGCGUUAACCAAUACCCAAUGGGCUUCGGCCUAUCAUUAAACAGAGAAGAGUCUGUAAAUGCUAAACACAGCUCUCCCGAAUCAGACUCAUGUCCCUCCUCACCAAAACACCCCUCAACUCCCUCAGAAAAGUGUGGGGUUCUCAAUGUCACCAAAAUCACUGAACACGGGAAGAAAGUCAGAAAGAAUUGGGCAUCCACCUGGACCGUCCUGCAGGGAUCCUCUUUGCUCUUUGCGAAGGGUCAGGGCAGUGGCACCAGCUGGUCGUACUGCCACAACGGUUCCUUCCCUGAACUCCUCCUUUCGUUGCUAAGUAACUGGAAGCGUUCGAUUAAGCCCCGGCCCGCAGUGUCCUAUACCCACUGUAGGCGUGGCCGGGCUUCCUCUUUUGGAGGGAGCCAGUCCAAACCAGAAUUCACUGUAGACCUCCGAGGCGGUUCAAUCGAGUGGGCAUCCAAAGAGAAGUCCAGCAAGAAACACGUUAUCGAGCUGAAGACAAGAGUGGGCACAGAGCUGCUGAUCCAGUCAGAGAUAGACAGUGUCAUUAAUGACUGGUACAGAGCCCUGUCUGAGACCAUCAACACACAUGCAUGGGAGUCUGAUGAGGCCAUUGAAGAAGAUAUGCCUGAGUCUCCAGGAACUGAGAAACACGACAAAGAGAAAGAUCAUAAAGACGUCAAGAAAAACAGAGCAAUGAAAAGCUCUUCCAGUAUUGAGUCAUCCGAACAGAAGAAGACCAGACUUAAGCUGAAGAAGUUUCUCACACGGAGACCCACAUUACAGGCUGUCAGAGACAAAGGCUACAUCAAAGAUCAGGUGUUCGGCUGCAGUUUGACAGCUCUUUGUCAGAGAGAGGGCACAUCUGUACCUAACUUUGUCAAGAUGUGCAUGGAGCAUGUUGAGAAUACAGGCUUGACUAUUGAUGGCUUGUACAGAGUCAGUGGAAAUCUGGCAGUCAUUCAGAAAUUACGCUUUGCUGUCAAUCAUGAUGAAAAAAUAAACCUGGAAGACAAUAAGUGGGAGGACAUCCAUGUGACCACCGGUGCUCUGAAGAUGUUUUUCCGGGAGCUUCCAGAGCCUCUCUUUACCUACACAUCCUUCAACGAUUUUGUGGAGGCCAUCAAAAAUUCUGAUUACAACCAGCGAGUCCAGUCCAUAAAAGACUUAAUCAAACACCUGCCAAAACCAAACCAGGAAACAAUGAAAGUUUUAUUCCAGCACCUGAAAAGGGUAAUAGACCACGGCGAGGUGAACCGAAUGACGACACAGAGCGUGGCUAUAGUGUUCGGCCCGACCCUGCUACGGCCGGAGAUCGAGACGGGCAACAUGGCGGUUUACAUGGUUUAUCAAAACCAGAUUGUAGAACUCAUCCUUCUGGAGUAUGAGAACAUAUUUGGCAGGUAGAACACCUCCAGCCAAGUGAGAGUGACUCCAGUAAACACGAUGCUAAAUCAUCUCAUCCAUUGCACAAUAAAGAGAACGAAACGCGGAAUGCGCCACUGCCUUGGACCAAGCUUAAAUACACACGCAAAUGUGAGUGGAUUUACUCAGACUUAUGACUGGAUAUAAGACGAUUAAAUACAGGAAAGUUCUUUAUGCACUUAAUAUAAGAGGAUAUACAACUUGCUUUCCAUCUCUUUCGUUUGGAGCGUCAUUCCUUGGCUUAGAAUAAGCUUUUGGACAAUUACGGAUGGUCAUUAUUCUCCAUGAUGCACUGUUUUUGGAAGAUCAGAAGAUUUUAUAAAUUGGACACUGGAACGGACUGCAUCUUAGCCAGUAUUGAUGACUAGAGGAACAACUGUGGACUGAGCGGACAUUUUGUCUGGUUCGAUGAAGUCUUUGCAGUGAAAUGUAGAUAAUCUGAGGUUUCUUGAACUCAAGUAUCUUGUAUCCAGGCUGUGGACUCUGAUAUUUUUUUUCCUGUGGAAUAAGCUAAAAGUGCACUGUAUUAAGAAGGCAGUAUUAUUAGACAAUGACUACUUGACCUAUGGACAAUAGGUAAUAAUCAGUAUUAGUUCAGGAAUCCUCAGUCCUUCAAAUUGGAAAGACUCCACACCAAACCCUACAUGCUAUUGGAUAACUGACAUGCUCAUCUCUCUUCGUCCAACAUGUCAACCAAUAAGAAUCUCUGAGCACGAACUCCCUCUUAAUGAAAUAGCAGGUAUUGAGGUGUUGUGUUUGUGAGGCCUGUGAAGGACCCUGUGUUGUUUUCUUUGAGUGAUGGACUGUGUUGUGUUGAAUUGUGUAACAAAGAUCCAGGUUGUUUUCCACACCCGUGUUAUGAGUUGUAAAAGAAGCCUCUCAGAAAACAGCCAAAGGCUACUAAGCUAUCUCGCCAACUCCCCUUCAUACAGUAUCUCAUGAGGCUUCAUGGAAAACGAAAGGUGAGAUGCUUAGAUUGGCAUUCGGGCCUUACACGGUUUCAAAUCAAUACGCGGUAUUCAUCUCCUCUUUCCCAAAGAAGCUGACAAGAAAAGGGCCGAAUGGUACUUGGAAUCGUACUGCGGUGGGGAAACAGCUUUUUAAUGGAACUCAGCAUAUGUAAAGAUUACUGAAAAAAGCUUGAACCUUGUACAGAAAAAAAAUGAAUAAUUGAAGUGUAAUGGUUUGAAGUUUGUGUGUCAAUAACAAGUGAUAAGAUCUAAUUUUGUUGAUGUACGGAUGAAGAAUAUGAAUAUUAAGGGGGGGGUCAUGCGUUGUGAACUGCACAUUUUGAAUGUAAUUUUCAGACUAACUGCUGUUUCUGAAAUUGACGUCUAAUUCUGAUUAAAAAGGAAAAACUCAUGGAUAAUAUUAAAGCGAUAAUGACUGAGUUAUUGUUGCAGUUUAUCUUUAUAAUUUGUCACAUUGAAGCUCUUCAUAUCGAGAUAAAAUGAUGCAAUGAA
This is a messenger RNA of Triplophysa dalaica, 4520 nucleotides long. It is a transcript of the gene arhgap12b, whose product is annotated as Rho GTPase activating protein 12b. Gene Ontology annotation, cellular component: cytoplasm. The coding region runs from base 349 to 3039 and encodes 896 amino acids. Gene Ontology annotation, molecular function: protein binding. The record is from RefSeq and is a predicted model, not a curated record. NCBI's taxonomy places the organism in Eukaryota, Metazoa, Chordata, Actinopteri, Cypriniformes, Nemacheilidae. Gene Ontology annotation, biological process: signal transduction; regulation of GTPase activity. The transcript has 20 exons.